GGAUGCGAGCAGCUGAAAUUCACAGCCACUCCACUCCAUGUUUUGCCCUGCCCUUUUGCGCUCUGCUCGCGGUGCAGCGUGCGUCUCCGUUGCAUUUCUCUUUCCUCACACUGACACGAACACAGGGCUGCUGCUGUGUGUGUGCGUGUGUGUGCGGGAGAAGUUGUUUGCAGAGAGCAGCACCAGGUAGCAACUGUAACACACGGAUUUGUCCAAGCCGGGAGCAGUCAGUCGGGCUCUUUUUUUCUUUAUCGUGGGGGAAGAGACGCAUCUUUUGCAAUGAGGUGGACGUGCCAGUAUCUAAAGUGAGGAGUGACAUAUCUGUUCACUGGAGGAAUCUCUCAAACAGCCCUUUUUUAUUUUGAUGAUCAGAGUUUUUUUGUUUUUGCUUUUUGUAAUCUGACGGCGCUCGUUUCUCCCCUGUGAAACACUAUCAAGGAUUUCACUGAUGUAUGCGAUGUGGAGACUGCAAGUCUCCUUCUGUACUCUGUCGCUGCUGCUGUCCCUGUCGUCUGCUGCCGAGAGCAAAGCGCGGAGCUGUAGCGACGCAAGGCAAGCUUAUAACGCCAAAGGAUUCAGCCUCGUCAAUGUGCCUCAUCAGGAAAUAUCAGGUGAGCACCUGCGUGUCUGUUCCCAGGGGUACACCUGCUGCACAUCCGAGAUGGAGGACGAACUCAACCAGCAGAGCAAAGUGGAGUUCGAGAACUUGGUCGAGGAGAGCAGCCGCACUAUGAGGACGACAUUUGUCUCGAGGCAUAAAAAGUUUGACGAGUUUUUCUUGGAGCUGCUAGACAAUUCUGAGAAGUCUCUUCACGGCAUAUUCAAAAUGACGUAUGGGAAGCUGUACAUGAAGAACUCCCAGGUGUUCCAGGACCUGUUCGCCGAGCUAAAGCGCUACUACACCGGAGGCAACGUCAACCUGGAGGAGAUGCUCAAUGACUUCUGGUCCAGACUGCUGGAGCGCAUGUUCCAGUUACUCAACUCCCAGUACCAAUUCACAGACGACUACUUGGAGUGUGUCAGUAAAUACACAGAUCAGCUAAAGCCCUUUGGAGAUGUGCCCCGGAAACUUAAGGCCCAGGUCACCAGUGCCUUCAUCGCUGCACGGACGUUUGUCCAGGGGCUAAUGGUGGGUCGGGAGGUCGCCAACAGGGUAGCCAAGGUGAAUGUAAUCCCAGCAUGUGUCAAAGCCUUGACGAAGAUGCUGUACUGUCCAUACUGUCGCAGCAUGCCAGGGCUGAAACCCUGUCACAACUACUGUCACAAUGUUAUGAGGGGCUGUUUAGCAAACCAGGCAGACCUAGAUGCUGAAUGGAACCUCUUCAUUGAUGCCAUGUUACUGGUGGCAGACCGACUGAAAGGACCCUUCAACAUCGAAUCAGUUCUAGAACCGAUUGACGUCAAGAUCUCUAAUGCCAUCAUGAACAUGCAGGACAACAGCAUGCAGGUGUCAGCCAAGGUCUUUCAAGGAUGUGGCCAGCCGAAGCCAUCAGGAAUAGGCCGGUCAGCACGGGGCAUCUCAGAUGUGUUCAGUGCUCGCUUCAGACCGUUCACCCGCGAAGAAAUGCCAACCGCAGCAGCUGGAACGAGCCUCGAUAGACUGAGGGUUGUGUGGAGGACAAUGCAACACAGUAUGAUUGACAUCAAAGAGAAGUUAAAUGAGUCCAAGAGGUUCUGGUCCAACCUGCCAGAUGACAUCUGUGCCAAAGGCAAUCUCACAGAGUCGGAUGAGGAUCAGUGCUGGAACAGCCACACGAAGGGCAGAUAUUUCCCUGAAGUGGUGAAGGAGGGUCUAACCAACCAGGUGAACAACCCAGAGGUGGAUGUGGACAUCACCAGGCCUGACACACUGAUACGACAGCAGAUCAUGGCUCUACGUGUCAUGACCAACAAACUAAAGAACGCUUACAAUGGAAACGACAUCUACUUCCAGGACUCAAGUGAAGAGGGCAGUACUUCCGGCAGUGGCAGCGGCUGCUCUGAAGGCUGCACAACAGAGUUUGUUGUUGUUGAAAUGGAGGCUCCAGUGAUCUUAGCCGACAGAAGUGAAGUACACGCAGCAGCAGCCGCAGGCAGGUCCUUUUCCCGCAGAGCCUCCCUGCUGCUGGUGAUGACCGCCCUCACCCUCCCACUCCGAGCAAUGCAGACUCAAUGGAGAUAAUACAUGCGUGUGGCCUGAUCACUUACUUUUAUACGAUAUGUAUAGUAUGUUUAACAGCAAGUUCUACUGCUGUUCCCUCACUGGACUUUGUACAAGCUCAUGGAAACCUGUCGUGAACGGCUUACGGUGUGGUUUGGUACCGGAGGACUGGAAGUGAGUGCAGUGCUGCAUCCUGCUCGUCCCCCAAAGAAUGCUCGGUGCCAUUAUUGAACCAGCUUUCACAUCUCUUAAAAAAAGAAAAUGUGAUGAUUUCAUAUUAUUCUGAAGUGGGUUUAAAAGAACAUACCUCUCUGUUAAAGUAAAAAACAUCUGAUCUGAUAUUUUAGAUAAAGGGAUUUUUUUUCUUUGCUUUUGUUAGAUGGAGUUGUGCAAAUGAGACGACACACGUUUUUCCCAAUUGGUCUUGUCCGCCUCAGACAAAAGUCUUACAGUGUGCAUGCGUGAAAAUGAUGUUAACUGACAAAAAACUUUUUUUGUAAAAGUUCUUUUGUAUGCAGGCUACACAGUUUUUGGCAUUGGUUGGUGCAGCAGUUCACUUGGUUUCCCGUUUGGUCAUAUCAGUGUGGCUUCAGGAAACAGCAGUUCUUAUAGCCACUUUAUACUUGCACAUUUAAUUAUCUCUAAGAAAGUGCUAAUGUAGUGCACUAAGAGAACUUCUUUGCACAGAUUAUUUUUGUCGGCUUCAUAAGUUUAUAAAGCUAGAGGAACUGUCCACCCCAUAGAGACAGAAAAUCUAUAUUUUCAGAUCAUUUGACUGUACUGAACAGUAUGUAUUUCACUGCAAGGUACCGUAAUGUGAUAUUACAGGUUUAGUAAAUGGCUACAUUUUUUAUAAAUGUAUAAUCGUUUUUUACAAGUUAUUCGAUCAUCUGUAAACACUAAGCCAUUAUACUACAAUUGUCUGCUAACAAUAUUCAGUUACCUGAUUUAAUCUCUUUGUUUUCGGUACUUACCAUCUGCUUAAACAAUUCAGAUUUUCUUUUUAUGUCUCAUAUUUCAGUAUAUUAUAGAUAUUAAGUUAUGCCCAUGACAUCAUUUCCUUGGCCCCCAUGCAUUAAUAAUUCAUGUUAUGAUGAUUUAUGUAGCUUGUUUUUAAUACUUGGUUUAUAUUACAUAUAUGUAAGACUACACAUGUUAACCCUACUCCUGAAAGUUCAGUCCUCUGACAGGCUCUACAUCUUACGGAGCACCGCAGUGAAAUGUGCAUGUUCUAGUUUGACCAAUCAGAACACACCCACCCCCGCUACAGUCUGCAAGGUAUACAAGUAGUCAGCUUUAAAAGCAUGCACAAAGUCAGAAACACAAAAAAGAAGCAAGGUCUGACUGUGCUUUUACUGUUCAUAGCCUUAAUUGUAUCUCUCAACAGUCAUCUACCUCUAACUUGUUCUGGAGGAAGCAAGGGCAAUAGUUUGUUCUCACAAAAUACCCUAAAUGAUCCAAUCUCAUCAGCCCAUAAGCACCUGAAAUGCUUUCACAUGGCCAACAAGUAAGUCUCUUUUCUCAACAGAGGCCUUCCCCAAACCCAUUGCUGUGACAAAGUAACAGCUGCUGUGAGCAUCUCAAGGAGACUGCACAUUACACAGAGCAUCGUAGCAUAGCACACAAGAGGGAUAGCAGCAUCAAGCUGCUACAGUCAACACCUGUAAAACUAUAAAAAGCUGGUGUUUUAAGGAAAAACUGACACGUGCAGGGGAAAUGCAGUGCUUUCCUUUCAAAUGUGAAAACAACUGAAGUAGACUGAUACCCGCAUUGCCAAAGUGUGCGGCAGCAACAUGGUUGUCUUCACAGAUGGCACCUUUAACCCUUGUGUUGCCUUAGGGUCAUUUUGACCCGAAUCAAUAUUACACCCUCCCCCCGCCUUUGGGUCAUUUUGACCCGAUUCAAUGUUUCACCCUCCUGUUACCUUUAUAUUUACUAACAUAUUUUACCCUUUGGGUUCAAUUUGACGCCAGCAAUUAAAACCUCCAGAAAAUUAUUAGAAUUAAUAUUGUUUUCCAAGUUUAAGUGUGAGGCACUUUAUGUUUGUUUGUUGACUACCGAAAGAACACCGACAUUAAACAUUGAAUGGGGUCAAAUUAAUCCUAAGGCGGGGGGAGGGUGUAAUAUUGAUUCGGAUCAAAAUGACCCCACCAAAACCAGCAGGCCAGUUAAAUGGCUGGUCGUGAACCUUGUGGAAGGCAACAGUCUAUCCAACCGAAGUCUGAGGAUAGAUGACACUGACCCGAUCAGCCCUAUGUCACAACUAUUGAGUGUAUCAAACCAUUAAUGGGAUAGACCGAAAGAUAAUUUUUCCUGAACUUGUUUGUAUGUACAUUUGGGUUGUUGUAUGGAUACAAAUAACAUGCUAUUCAAACAGACUUAGUGAAUACAUUUUAAUGUACAUAAAUCACAUAAAAUGUGCACUUAAUUUGAAUGAAAACGUAAAUAGAAAAAGGGUAGUACAAAGAUAAGAUAGAAAUAUCAAUAUUAAAUAUCAAUACCAGCAUCACAGCGAUGACAUCAGCUCAGCAGUAAUACAACAUAUUUACAGGAAUUUUCCUAACAAAAAACAUUCCAGGUAGCUUAGAGGAAGCCAAACAGUUCUUAGACGACGGAAGGGAGCAAAGAAAAAAGAUACUCACCAGCAAAGCCAGGCAGCAGCAUUAGGAGAUGACCACCAAAAACAUAAUCUGUAGAGGAGCGAUCACCUAUGGGAGACCUCCGUGGAGAUGCUUUGCUUCUGGCAACAUUUGCCACAGUGGUGCUGGAGCAGGAGGGAAAGGAGACCAUCUUCAAUGCAUUGAUCCCGUUGCUGUUUCAAUCACCACACAAGACUGGAUGCUCGGUCACAAUGCAAUCAGCAUAUUUAGGAUCUGGGUCUGUGAAUCCAUUGUGAUUGUCAAAAGAGUACAUGCACAUUUCCCUGCAUACUGCAGGGGUGUAAACCUGUUGAGCCCUUUGAGAUCAAAGCCCAGGGGAAACUAAAUGCAUAAAAACACAGUUUAACAACCUCUCCAAAGUCUCACAUACUGUUUUCCCCAGAAGUUGUAUGGCUUACACUCUUUUGUCUUCGAUAUUUUGUUGAUUGCUCAUGAGUCCUCGGCCAGAUCAUCGUAACAUGAGCACAGAGAGCUCCCAAAGAGGGAGGAAUUUCAUCUUGAGGCAUUUACAUUUCUCAGAGAAUACAUCAACAUCUAUAUUUUAGUAUUCAACACAAAUGUUUUGACAGCAUUUGUAUUUUGAUGUCAAGUGUCAUAUUGUUCCCCAAAACGCGAUUAAAUUGUGCAGUAACACGGUUGCAUUUGGAUGUUCUUUGUGUAUAAAGAAACGGUAUCCAACAGAAAGAGAAAAUAGUCUAUUACAACUGCAGGUUAGUGUGUUAUAUAACAUUUGAAAAAAACUGGGGGGAAAGAGUAAAAUCAUGGUCUGCUGAGGUUUUCUUUACAGAAUGUUUUGAAAACGUGGUAUGCAAGGUCUUCUCUGUGUCGAUGUUAAUUGUUUGCUGCACUUUUGCUAAAACAUAUGCUGUGAGUGUGAUACCGUUGUGGUUUGCAAAAUCGGAUAACUAGGGAGCACAUUAAGAUUUAUGGAGCUGUCAGUGCACGCUGUUUGAAGUGUUUCGGGGGAACUGAAGUUGAUGGUUAUACAUGCAGACAUGCCUUACCAUUUCUAAAAGACUAUAAUUGAUGCUUAAUUGGCUUUUGUUACACAUUCUUGUAUACAGAAAUAAAUGCUAAUGUAAUAAUAAACAUUUUAUUUAAAAAAAUA
Molecule: messenger RNA, 5908 nt
Organism: Pseudoliparis swirei
Lineage: Eukaryota; Metazoa; Chordata; Actinopteri; Perciformes; Liparidae
Gene: gpc6a
Product: glypican 6a
Exons: 10
Coding region: 449-2161 (570 amino acids)
Biological process (GO): regulation of signal transduction; cell migration; regulation of protein localization to membrane
Cellular component (GO): plasma membrane; cell surface; extracellular region
Source: RefSeq, a predicted model, not a curated record